Messenger RNA from Labrus mixtus (cuckoo wrasse), 1429 nucleotides. RefSeq names its product zinc finger DHHC-type palmitoyltransferase 4 (gene zdhhc4). Bases 145 to 1194 code for a protein of 349 amino acids. The transcript is spliced from 7 exons. Gene Ontology annotation, molecular function: protein-cysteine S-palmitoyltransferase activity. The record is from RefSeq and is a predicted model, not a curated record. Gene Ontology annotation, cellular component: Golgi apparatus; endoplasmic reticulum. Lineage: Eukaryota; Metazoa; Chordata; Actinopteri; Labriformes; Labridae. Gene Ontology annotation, biological process: peptidyl-L-cysteine S-palmitoylation; protein targeting to membrane.
AGCUUUAGCUAGGGAAGUAGCAUGUUUGUGCACACAAUACGUGGAGCUGGUAUCCCUAGCACUAAUUAAACCAACUAUGUUGACGUAAGAUAAAAACACUUUUGGGCAGCUAUGUGUGACCUCGCAUGGGAGGUGCUCCAGUAGAUGAUGGAUUUCCUCACCCUGUUUGUUAUCUACGUCAUCGUGGUGCUCACAUGUAUAUUCUUAGUCUGCAAAUACUCAGGUCAACAGCAAACUCCCUUUAGUGUCUUAUUCAACUGUUUAGUGAAGGUAGUUUCACCAUUUACACCAACAUGCCUCCAAAAGUUUACACAGUGGUGCAUGCACAGGCUGUUCCAUCAGAGGAACAACAUGUUCAUCUAUUUACAUAUCCUGCUGGAGGGAGUGGUGUAUGCAGAGUUUUCCUAUGAGGUGUUCGGCUUCUGCAGGGACAUGGACACAACUCUAAGCAGCCUGUCUGUGCCUUACAUCCUGCUGGUUAUAAAGAACUGCUUCUUCUACCUCUGCAUUAAAAGAGAUCCAGGCACAGUGACAAAGAAGAAAGUCGCUGGCCAGCUUCAAAUCUACCCGUACGACAGGAGGCUGUUUCACCCGGGAGUCUCAUGUCCAACCUGCCAGCUCAUCAAACCUGCUCGCUCCAAACACUGCAGGCUCUGCGACAGGUGUGUGCAGCGUUUUGACCACCACUGUGUCUGGGUGAACAACUGCAUCGGUGCUCAGAACACGCGGUACUUCCUGCUGUACCUCUGUAGCGUGUGUGCCAUGGCGGGCGACAUGGCCGUGCUCACAGGAGACAUGCUGCUCCACGCCGUACUGCGGUCAGGGCUUCUGGCAGCCAGUUAUAUAGACGAGUUCGGCCAGCAGCAGCCAGCAGGGUUUAUGUUUGUUGUACAGCAUCUGUUCCUGACUUUCCCCCGAAUUAUCUUCAUGCUGGGAUUUCUGGUCUUUGUCUUCUUCCUCCUGGCGGGUUAUGCCCUCUUCCAUUCCUACCUCGCUCUCGUCAACCAGACCUCCAACGAGUGGUACAAAAGUCGAGGAUACUUUUGUCAGCACUGCCACCCGACUACAACAGCGGACCACCUCUGUGACCCGGCCCCAGACCACUCCAAAAGAUACUACUACAGCAGGGGGAUACUACCAAACCUGGGCGAGAUCUUCUUCCCUCUAAAAUCGGUUCAGAAAAAAGACAUUUAAAAAAAAUUAAUACUGCCUUGUAUGUUUUUAUGAUGCAUUUACUGUACCAUCCCCAUGGGGUUAAGUGUCCUUAAGAACUGCUGCUGACAGAAGAUAUAAAGUUUGUGUGUGAUUUCUUAAAGGCCUCUGGAGUUAUGACUAAUUAGAAAGCACACUGUCACUCAAAACUACUCCCCGUUGGAUCAAAUCCUUGUCCAUUAAUUAAAUACUGAAGCUGAAAGCUCAGGACAUCUUA